AUUUUUUGAUACUGCUUGACAUGCCAUCUAUUUAUCUCCUAAACUGGUUGGUGCCCUCUCAAAAUUAUAAGUUGGAUGAAAUUUGACUAUUGCCUCCCGCAUUCCCUGGAAAACUGUUCCAGCUAUCAUCUCCACCCUGAGCUGCUCUUUUUCUCUAAGCCAAUCAAAACAUCUUUGAGAAACAAAGUCCCUGGCUUCAUCAUACAAUAUACCAACAAGUCGGUAGGUGAAAUUACCAAAAAACACCACCAUAUCUGCUUCAGAUAACUCAGGUUUUGCUCCUACGAGGUUGAAGCAUAUGACCAGAAGUAGAGACACCGACUGCAACAGACAGGACCAAUGGCAAGCCAAAUGAUUAAAGUAGCCAAAUGUCAGAGGCUGCUUGAAAUCUCUUGUGUAGUAGAUGGAUUUGAUACCGGAGGGACCUCAGGUGGAGUAUCAAGUGAGAAGGCUGAAAAUGAAGAUCAUGAAUAUUUUACUCCUAGAGAAAAUGGUGGUAUGAUAUUGGAAAAUGGAAGCACUGACAAGGUGGAUUGCGUUGUUGAUGAGUUUCAUACAGAAUCUAAAUUCAACAACGAGAUGCAAAACCAGGGUAUUGAUGCUGGGGAUUUGAAAAAGGUUGGCUUGGAUCCUGGUCUUAAAGAUGAAAAAAUAGAGGAACAGUAUAAUGCUUCAGAUGACCCUUAUAGUGAAAUUCAAGAUGAUACAUGUGAAAAAACAUGCAGACAUUCAGUUCACAGGAAUUUUGAACCUCAUUGUGAAAUACUUAUAGAAAUGGAGAAUCAGACCGUUGGCACUGAUAUAAACCAGGAGGAUACAAAUAGCAAAGGAGUGGGAAUAUCUGAUAGUCAGAGGAUUGAAUGUAAAGAAUAUAGUAAAGAUCAUGAAACUGAGAAUAAUGACGCUGGAUUAAAUUCAGAACAUCUGGAAACAAUUGGUGAAACCGGAGAGUCUUCUCGAAUUGUGGAUGAAAGUAAAGAGAUUGAAACUGCUGGAAGCUCAUCCUUAUCAAAAAAUUCUCUUGCUACUGAGAUGCCGACUGUUCAGGCUACUGCUGUUGAUUCGGAAGAAGGUAGUACAGAGGUUUACCGGUCUAAGAUUUCUAAUGAAGAAAAUCUAGGAAAUUAUGAAAACUUUUCCGUUGUUGGGGAGCUAAAAAAGAUACCAGAGAAAAAUGCGAAAGAGAAAGAAACCACUCACAUUUCUAAAAAAACGGAUACCGAGGCUGUUUCUUCAUCUGGAAAAUCUGUUGCCACUACCACCACUCUUGUUCCUCCUGCUGGCCUUGGACCUGCAGCUCCAUUAUUGAAACCUGCUCCACCGGUAGUGCAGCAGCCGCGGGUCAAUAAUAGUGUAUCUAAUUUGCAGUCCCAAAAAUUGGAUGAGUCCUCAUCUGGGGAGGCUGAGGAGUAUGACGAGACUCGAUAGAAACUUCAAAUGAUUAGUGUGAAGUUUUUGCGGCUAGCUAAUAGGCUUGGGCAAACUUCAAAUGAUUAGUGUGAACUUGUUGCUGAACAACUCAGAGGGAGGAAUCGCAGCCGUGUUGGCGCUUUUAGCUUUGAUCGUGCUAGUGCAAUGGCCGAGCAACUUGAAUCAGUGGGUCAAGAACCACUUGAUUUCUCUUGUACAUUAAUGGUUCUUGGAAAGACAGGAUUAAAGGCUACAUAAAAUAGGACUAAGAAAGGACAGGGAGGGAAGAAUAGUAAGCAGUGAAGAAUAGUAAGCAGUGAAGAAUAGUAAGCAGUGAAGAAUACCAAAUGUUAAUACAUCAAGAGAUACAAAAAUAUACACGGACCAACAAAUCAAAUGACCCAAUUGAUAAGAAACCUUACCCAAAAAAACACAACAUUAUCUUAUCCAACAGGUU
Molecule: messenger RNA, 1867 nt
Organism: Cicer arietinum (chickpea)
Lineage: Eukaryota; Viridiplantae; Streptophyta; Magnoliopsida; Fabales; Fabaceae
Source: RefSeq, a predicted model, not a curated record